Messenger RNA from Cyprinodon tularosa, 1171 nucleotides. RefSeq names its product inositol 1,4,5-triphosphate receptor associated 2-like. The record is from RefSeq and is a predicted model, not a curated record. The transcript is spliced from 14 exons. Bases 68 to 1171 code for a protein of 367 amino acids. Gene Ontology annotation, molecular function: dynein complex binding. Gene Ontology annotation, cellular component: lateral element; chromosome, telomeric region; meiotic nuclear membrane microtubule tethering complex. Lineage: Eukaryota; Metazoa; Chordata; Actinopteri; Cyprinodontiformes; Cyprinodontidae. Gene Ontology annotation, biological process: spindle localization; chromosome localization to nuclear envelope involved in homologous chromosome segregation; actin filament organization.
AUUGAAAGAAUUUAUUUAAUAGGUGCAUAGGAAUCCCUUAUCAGAGCCACAGGUGGAAAAAAGCAAAAUGUCUGAGAGCCACAGCGGGUCAUACAGCUGUGGGACAGGGAGCCUGCUUCAGGAUAGUAAUGACACUGGAUUUUCUGAACAUGAGCUCCUUAACCUCAUGUACAGCAAAUGUGAUGCCAGCAACACAGGAGCAGUGUUGGCCUCCUGCAUCAUGCAUUACCUGGAAACCCUUACAGCUCGAAGUGCAGAAGAGGACAGACUGGCUUCUCUACGACAGCUUCUGGAUCCGGACCUUCAGGACCCACUCGUGAGCAGGAACACUUUCCUAUCCACUAUGAAGAGUUGGAUUGCCCAGUGCAGUCAACAAAGUUCAGAGUCGGAUAUAAUUUGUUUGCCUUGGCCAGACUACACUGAAACUCCAGUAAAUGCUCCUCCAGAGGUCCACCAUUUUUCUUGUGAAAGACAGGACCUGUCUGGAGUAUUGACUGAUCUGAAACAAGCUCAUCAAAAGCUGAGUCAGCAGAACAGCAGCCUGUUAAGGAUGCUGGCUCAAUGUGAGGAUGAAAACCUGCAGCUCAGUCUGGAAAUCAUAGAGCUGCAGACCAAGCUGGUCAGCUCUGAGAGAUCAUCCAUAAAAGCUCAAUGUUUGACAGAGGAGCUGGAAGAAACCCAUCAGACUCUAAAAGAAGUUCAGGAAACAGCCAGUUAUACUCAUAGAAGGCUCACCCAGCUGACUAAUGAGACUGAAAACUUGAGGGCUCAAAUUAGAGUGCUAGAAGACAAGAAUGAAAAACUUACCUUUGAAAUGGCCUGCUAUGACGAGACUGUCAACAAACUGAGGAGGAUUAACACCCAGCUAAGGGCUGAACAUGAAGAAACCGUGAAUCUGAUGAUGCUGAAAGACAAAGAAAUAACAAAGAAAAGCAUCCUUAUGGACAAGAUGAGAAACUUUCAUGUGGAAAAUCACAAUAUGAUAGAGGAUCUACGGUCAGAGCUAAUGAGAUUACAGGAGCAUUCCCACCAGCAACUGCUCAGGUUUGACAGACACUGCCUGACUUCUCGGAGUCCCCACAGUUCAGAUCCUCCAAACCAGCACUCCUUACAGAGCGAGAUCCAGGACAUGCAGCAGUGUCUCAGUUAUUCUUCACAGCAGAUGUCCUGA